This is a messenger RNA of Symbiodinium natans, 2898 nucleotides long. The record is from the annotation of a GenBank genome assembly. Lineage: Eukaryota; Dinophyceae; Suessiales; Symbiodiniaceae.
AUGAUCUCCUCGGCACUUCGCCACCACGGAUUGCCAGAUGCCGGGUGCGAGAUCCCUGGAACCGUCCACCAGGGCGGCAUGGACGGGGCCUUGCUCUCAGGAAAGGUUGACGGUGAAGAGCCAAGAGACGACCACGCGAACCCGGUUGAGUCGGAAAACACCAAACAUGAGCUGGCCGAGCACUGCGAGGAGCUCGCCGAAGCACUGCCGCUGAAGCCCUUGGAAGCCCGAAGGUUGCAGCGGGAGGGCGUUGCAGCUGCCGAGCGCAUAGCCGGCGCAUCCGGGUCCCAGCGUCCCUCAGACCCACGGCCGGAGGCGGACCCGUGGGCGGAGUCGGACCCAUGGUCGGAGGCAGCUGCAGGCUUAGCCGAAGCUUCCGAUCGGCGAAUCACAGCAAAGGCUCCGCGAGCCACGCCGAAUGGCAAGGGCGGUGGCUCUGCUUCGAGUGUCCAGGCCGCCGCCAAAAGCCGUCCGCCUGAGGAGGAAGAGGAGCCGUGGUGGCAGGCCCGUGCCGAAGCCCUCGCGGAAGCCCCGGAGGAGCCUUGGUUUCCGCCUCCCGCGGCGGAGGAGCCAACCUGGGAGAUCCCGGCGCCUUCGGUGGCCACCGGGCGAUCGGGGUGGCGUGCCCCGACACGUGCAGAGCCGAAGGCAGAGAGGCCUGGGGUGCUGGCUGCGCACCUCGCGGUGGACCCGGCGGUCGGCGCCGGCGUUUCGCUGCUCUGGUGCGCCCGAGAGGGUUACCGAGUCCAGGACAUUGAGGAGUUUCCGGGACAGCCGGAACUGCAGGUCGGAGACUUGAUCCGCCGAAUAGGCCCCCUGACCCUCCACGAUGCCGGCACGGUGGAAGAAGCGGAGCGGCGCUUCUCCACACACUUUGCCGACGGCGCCCCGCUCGAGGUUGAGCGUGCUCACUUCACCGUGGUCCUUCGUGUGCGCCCAAAGCUUGGCGCCGGGCUUUCCCUCGUGUGGUUUCCGCCCGAGGGGUACUUGGUGGAGGCCAUCGAAGACAUCCCGGGUCAGCCGGGCUUGAGGAGUGGUGAUGUGCUCCGGAGAGUGGGCGCGGCUGCGCUGGGUGGCCUCGGCAGCCAAAGUGCCGCCGACCGUGCCCUGGCGGGGGCCCUGAAGGAUGGCGUCCUGGGGCGAGUGUACAGGCCGCGCUGCGAUGCAGCAGCAGGCGACCUGGUAGCGGCUCGAACUGCAGCUUCGCCGCUGUGGCUUCCAUCCGUGGGUGUGGGUACUUGGUCCUGGGGCAACGAGUCCUUCGGCCACCAACACGUGGCACCUGGCUCCCCAGCUGCCAAGGAGGCAGCUGCCAGCACUUUCAAGGCGGCGACCGGCCUUGGCAGCUAUUUCUUCGACUCGGCGCCAACUUAUGGGCGAGGCUUUGCAGAGGAGAGCUUGGGCCAUCUGGCGACGACGACCGGCCACUUCUCAGUGGUGGCCACGAAACACUUCCCUCGCGCCGGGCCACGCGACCUCGCUGCAGCUGUCGUCACCACCGCCAGGGAGGCUGCCGCCCGACUGCAGCUUGAGUCAGUGGAGCUCCUCCAGCUGCACCGCCCGGCCGAGCCGCCGUGCAGCCUCGAGGCCCAGGCGGAUGCCCUGGCUUCUGCCGUCAAAGCCGGCGCAGCCAAGGCAGUAGGCGUUUGCAACUUCUCCCUCGCGGAGCUCCGAGUCGUGCAUGACCGCCUGAAAUCGGUGCAUGGCCUCCCACUGAGUACCUGCCAGGUGGAGCUGUCGCUGCUGCGCCAGCUCCCCGUGUCAUCGGGCUUGGUGAACGGCUGCCGAGAGCUGGGCGUCACGGUCCUGGCCUUCUCGCCUUUGGCUAUGGGCCGGCUCAGCGGGCGCUACGUGGUCAGGGCCAGCUUCCAAAACCCUUUGGAAGGGCCAGAUGGGAAGAUCGACCAGAAGAAGGUGGAGGGGGCGCUGGCCACAGGCUUGGACAUCGCGAAAAACGUGGUCUUCGCCCUCUUCGAUAUCUUCAAGGAGCCGCCCCAAGAGGCGACGGGGAAGGAUGCCCCGGGGCUCCUUGCGCUGAGCAGCGGGGUGCUGGAGACGCUCAAGGGCUGCCAAGUCCAGUCCGUGAAGGACGGUUCCUCGAAGGACGCCGCGGCUCUCUGCACCUCGACGGGGGGCCUGGCCGUCUUCUUCCUCACGCACUUCGGAGACUUCAACUCCUGGGAGCUGGCGCAGCAGCUGCGCACCGCUCUCCGCGAGGGCCGCACGGGCUCUGCCCGGGUGGUCAUGGUGGGGAUCGGUUCUGUGGACUCCGGCAAGCUCUUUGCGGAGCAGCUCGACCUGCCCGAGGCCUUGGAGCUCUACGCGGAUCCGUCUGGCGCCUGCCAUCAGGCCUUGGGCUUCAGCACUGGGGCCCUGCCGCAGUACAAGGAGAACCUGAAUCCCUACUUCCGGGUCUUCCUGAUGCUUUUGGGAGUCGGCUCGCCAGGCACGAUCCGGACGGUCUUGGGAGGCUACUUCGGCAACACUGCCCUGGGCUCCGAGGAGGUCUCUUGGGUGGAUGAGGCGCUGAAGCAGGGCGCCCAGAAGGGCCGCUUCCCCACCUCGGUGCCGCGGCGCCUGCCCUGGGAAGAGAAACCCACGGAUGGGGCCGAGGAGUGGGCAGACCUGGCCACAGCGGGCUCCACGGUGUGGAGCAACCGCGGCUUUGGGGAGACGGGCCUGCGGCCCUUCGAGCUGGCCACCGUCCGGCUCCAGAACAUGGUCGGGGGCAUCAUCGCCAACUGGGACAGCCUGAAGCCCGCGGACGACGAGCUCUUGGUCCAGCAGGGUGGUGCCAUCAUCUUCGACGGCGAGGAGGUGAAGUACUUCUUCCGAGAUAAGGGCAUCCUCACCUACGCCCCUGUUGCAACUGCUCUGAAGGCGUUGCCAAAGAAGUGA